GACUGGACCGCAGUGGCGGAGGCGCAGCGGAGAAUCACAGCAGCCACUGCGCUCAUGGCAUCGAGGAGAAUGGAGACCAAACCAGUGAUAACCUGCCUCAAAACUCUCCUUAUCGUCUAUUCUUUCGUCUUCUGGAUCACAGGGGCGAUCCUAUUGGCAGUGGGAUUAUGGGGGAAGUUCAUUCUGGGUCCGUAUAUCUCACUGAUAGCUGAAAACUCAACCAACGCUCCAUACGUGCUUAUCGGAACUGGAACCACCAUCAUCGUUUUCGGGCUGUUCGGAUGUUUCGCCACCUGCCGUGGAAGUCCAUGGAUGCUCAAGCUGUAUGCAAUGUUCCUGUCUCUGGUCUUCCUGGCAGAGCUGGUCGCUGGCAUCUCGGGUUUUGUUUUUCGUCACGAGAUCAAAGGCACCUUCUUGAGAACGUACAAUGAAGCCGUUCAAAACUAUGACGCCAAGGAUGAGAAAAGCAUUGCGGUGGACAACGUCCAGAAGAGUUUGCGUUGUUGUGGGGUUUUGAACUACACCAGCUGGUUUUCCAGUGUUUAUUUCCCUACCAAUGGAAUUCCACCCAGCUGCUGUGCUAACAAAUCCGACUGUAACCCCGGAGACCUGCGGAACGCCACCAUAGCGCCCAGCAAAGUCUAUCAGCAGGGAUGCUACGAGCUGGUGACGACCUUUAUCGAAACGAACAUGGGCAUUAUUGCCGGAGUAACGUUUGGAAUCGCGUUUUCCCAGCUGAUCGGGAUGCUGCUGGCCUGCUGUCUGUCACGAUUCAUCACUGCCAAUCAGUAUGAGAUGGUGUAGCGGUGUGAGCACAGGAUAAGAAGCAGCACGGCCCUUGGAAAGGGAAAGCAUCCCCAAAGCACACUCCAUUUUUGUCAUUUCUGUCUCUUUUGAUGAAUAUUUUUUCUCAAUCUGUCUAUUCUGGCCUCCUUUUUCUCAUUUUUCGGGUAGUGCAUCAUUCCUCAGUCGUGCAGUUGUGCCAUGACCGAAGCCUCUCCUUUCCUAACUGUAGGCGAGGAAUAGCAAACGGUUUUGGGACGCACUACUGCAUACUCCGUACGAAACCUUGCAUGCAGAAACCAUCUCAUGCCACAGACUAAAACUAAAAUCAAGAGCAUCUCUAUAUAGCCAUGUCCUAACCAAACGCAAAAUCUUACUGGCCUAUUUCGACAUAGCUGUAUAAUAAACAUCAAAUAUGUACUGUAUAGAAUUUUCCAGUUUUAGCAAAGACAAAAAAGUGGCACUUGGUUUUUCGAGAUAAUCAAAAUAAUCUAGUUUUCGUUUAAACCCGAGCGUGAGUUCUUGUACUUCGUAAGCCCCGGCCACGGUGAAAUCCCAUUGGUCCAAAAUCCUGCCUGUCAUUGCUGUAAAUUGCACAUCAGACGUUCUUACUGGAUGUUAUUUUUUUGUCGCAGCAUUUUCGCAUAGUGUGAACAGAAAAUGGCGUAUCGCAUAAAUCUUAUCGCCUGGUUAGGCCAACCACAGUGACUUGAGAAAAUAUACAAAAAAUAACAAGUUUUGUUGUUGUUGUUGUUGCUGUUGUAAAAUCUUCUGCGAAAGGGGUAUAUCUCAGAAAUGUUUCGUUUUCUCUGCAUCUCGACAUCUGGAAAGCGUUGCUUAAUGUGACUAUGUAAUCGCAUACAAAUAGUCUUCGGUUGUGUGUUUGCGAAAGCCAAAAACAAGCAAUUUUCUGCCACAUAUUGUAUUACGGUGACUGUACAGAACUCAUAUGUUUAGACUGAAGUGUUAAUCAUAAAACUUAGUGGUACUUGUAGUAAGACCUUUGCAUACGGUUUAUAUUACUACUAACUAUUUAAACGAUUGUAUUUCUCAGCCUUAUUUGGGUUGUACAGUAGUUUUACAUUGUAUCUGUCUUUAUUGUGUAUUUUAUAUUAUAGAUAUUACUAUAAGAAUUUAAGGAUACUGGGUUUAUCUUUUAACAUUAAGGAUAUUUAUACUGUAUAUCUAGGUACAUGCAUUAUUUUAGUUAUUUUAAGCAAAAGCAUGAGAAGUAGUAAGACAAUGAGAAUUUUAGUAUCAUAUGUUUCCGAAUUAAAUCAUUGCGUCAAAGUCGUUAGACAGACGGUGGUCCUAAAAUAAUUAACUUUUAGUUGUUAAAACUUUCUAUCACAGAACUUUGUAAAAAUGUAUUUUCCACAUAAAUAUGUGACCCUUGACCACAAAACAAGUCACAUAUGUAUAGCAAUAGCCAACAAUACAUUGUAUGGGUCAAAAUUAUUUUUUUUUUAAAUUCCAAAAAAAUCAUAGGAUAUUAAGUAAAGAUGAUGAAUUAAGAUAUUUGUUAAAUUUUCUACCAUAAAUAUAUCAAAAAUGUAUUUAUCAUUAGUAAUACGUGUUUAAAAACUUUAUGACAACUUUUAUUUUCAAAUAUACUAGUCAACAUUUGAGGUGGAUCAAAAAAGUUUAUCAAUGUUGUCCUAUAAGAAUGGGUACACAUUUUGGUCUUCAAACUACCAAAUAUCGACCAAAUAUUGUCCUAUCCUAACAAAUACAUGUCAAUGCACUGCAAAAAAAAAUAUUUUCAAGGAAAAAAAACAUUCUUAGUAUUUUUUUCUUGUAAAAAUAUCAAAAAAUUUCUUAAAUUAAGAUGCUUGAGCAAAACAACCCAAGAAAAUAAGUCUAGUUUUUAGACCAAAAAUAUCGAAUUAAAGUGAUUUUGUGCAUAAAACAAGCAAAACAAGCAAAAAAAAUCUGCCAAUGGGGUAAGCAUUUUUUUCUUGAAUUUUUCUUGAAUUUAGUGUUUAAGAAAAAUAUCAAGAUUUUUUUGCUUACCCCAUUGGCAGAUUUUUUGCUUGUUUUAUGCACAAAAUCACUUAAAUUUAAUAUUUUUGGUCUAAAAAAUUGACUUAUUUUCUUGGGUCACUUUGCUCAUCAAGAAAAAGCAUCUUAAUUUAUAAAUUUUUAGGUAUUUCUAUGAAAACAAGAAAUUGUUAAGAAAUUUAUUCUUGAAAAUAAUUUUUUGCAGUGUGGAAAGCUUAUCUGCUUUCAGAUGAUGUAUAAAUCUCAGUUUCAAAAAAUUGACCCUUAUGAGUGGUUUUGGGGUCCAGGGUCACAUAUAAUAACUGCAUGACAAAUAGGAAAACUCCCAAGUAAAAAGUGGGGCACUGGGCGAGAUCAAAUAGAGAUUUUUGCACAUUACUUUAUUAAUUCACAGUUGACUGCAAUACUUUUUUGACAUUAAUUUUGCAAGCAUGAGCCAAGCUUCAGUGACCUCUUUCUUUUAUUUAUUGUUUAUUUACUUACUUUACCAUAUGUGGUAGAAAUCGCUGCGAUUUUUGGCUUUCUAUUUAAGUUAUUUUAUUUUAAGUGUUCUGUGAAGUACUGUCUACAAAUUCUGACGAUUCCAUAUAUUGACAUGUUUCAGUGUGCAUUUUUACAUAUGUGUUAUUUUGUAUGGGUUUCUUGCGUAUUAAUUUUAUUAUCAUGUAGAGUUGUUAUAUUAAUAUUUUAAACUAUCAUUUCUGCAGCUGCCCCAUGUGUUGAUAGAUCACCAAGUAUUAGAUUCAAGAAAUCAUAGUCUGAACACGUGAUACACAUCUCAAGAUAGACGAGCAGAGUAAUAAUGUACUUUGUAUAAUAAAAUAAACCUUUUUAAAAUGCAUCACCAGCUAGCAUGCCAACAAAAAAAAUGUACGUUGAUAUUGUAAACAGCUGUGUUCUCUAUGAAUAAAAUGGUUAUUCGUG
Paramisgurnus dabryanus is the source of this 3708-nucleotide messenger RNA. It is a transcript of the gene tspan7, whose product is annotated as tetraspanin 7. NCBI's taxonomy places the organism in Eukaryota, Metazoa, Chordata, Actinopteri, Cypriniformes, Cobitidae. The record is from RefSeq and is a predicted model, not a curated record. Gene Ontology annotation, cellular component: plasma membrane.